AUAGAUUAUUUAGAAAGUGCCACACUGAGCUGCAGAUUGUCCAUCAAGCGCCCCCUCUAGUGGACACUAUAGCUAGCAAACAUGUUUCAUGUCCAUUUGUGAAGUCGUUCAUUCCCAUCUAGCAUUGCAGAGAGCAUGAUUUGAUGCGUUAACAUGACGUCAAGUGUGCGGUCAGUGGUGUAUCCAGUGCGCGCGCUUCCAAGGCGCGCACUUCUGCACAAAGCGCGAGCUGACAGGUACACUUAUCACGUCGCGUACACCGUACACGCAUGGGAAUCUGUUGCAGUUUUGCGUAACACAACAACACUACAUCAGACUGAGUGAUAUGCGAUCAAUGUCCACCUGGCACCUGUUGUUGGAGAGCGCUUUCAGAAACAAUGGGUGACACUCUCGACCUCAACCUCAGCGGAUGGAGAAGUUUAAACAGGAGUUUCACGGGUCUCCACAAGUUCAGCAGUCUGGAGGACAUCGAUGUAAGCGCUGACGGAAGCCUGGUCCUGAGGAUCAUCAUCUCGGCUGUGUACUCCGCGGUGUGCGCCGUGGGUUUGGUCGGGAAUCUCCUGGUGUUUUUCCUGAUGAGGAUCAGACAAGGACGGAAGAAAUCCAUCAUUAACUUCUUCGUCAUCAAUUUAGCGGUCACCGACUUCCAGUUCGUCCUGACCUUGCCCUUCUGGGCAGUGGAUACGGUGUUGGAUUUCAGCUGGCCGUUUGGUAACGCCAUGUGCAAGAUCAUUUUAUCAGUCACUGUGAUGAACAUGUACGCGAGCGUGUUCUUCCUCACCGCGAUGAGCAUCACGCGCUACUGGUCUGUCGCGUCCGCCUUAAAAAUCCCUUCUCGAGCGAAGUGUGUGUCGGUGAAGUGGAUCAGCGCGGUGUUGUGGAUCCUGGCGACUGUAGCGACAGCUCCAACAUCUAUUUUCUCCACCGUGACAGUCGUGGCAGGUGAAAAACUCUGCCUCCUCAAGUUUCCGGAAGGACACCAUUGGCUCGCGCUGUAUCACCUUCAGAAAAUUGUCGUCGCGUUUAUCAUGCCCAUGUUCGUCCUCUCAGUGUGUUAUCUCUUACUUCUGAGGUUUCUCCGAAAGAGAGGCGCUAACACCCAUCAGAGAAGACGAUCUAAAGUUGCGAGGUCUGUGACGGUGGUGGUGCUCUCGUUCUUCAUCUGCUGGAUGCCGAACCAUGCGAUCACUCUGUGGGGAGUUCUGGUGAAACUCAACGCCGUGCACUGGGACAAGUCGUACUACAUGGUGCACACUUACGUUUUCCCCGUGACUGUUUGUCUUGCCCACACUAACAGCUGCUUAAACCCAGUCUUGUAUUGUUUGAUGCGCCGGGAGUUCAGGAAAACGCUACAUAGUUUCUUUUGGCGCGUCUCGUCACCCGUUCUUUCGAACGUUGGGAAACUCCAUGGAUACAGUGGAGGGAGCAACCAAACACACGAUGGCGCGCAUAUUGGGAUUCAUUUAAACGUGAUUGACGCACAACUCUGCCAACAACCCACACAAUAA
Pimephales promelas (fathead minnow) is the source of this 1508-nucleotide messenger RNA. The record is from RefSeq and is a predicted model, not a curated record. NCBI's taxonomy places the organism in Eukaryota, Metazoa, Chordata, Actinopteri, Cypriniformes, Leuciscidae.